AUGUCAAGCACGGCUACGGACGGCAUUCCUGGAUUCCACUGCAUUGUCCUCGACACGGCUGGACUGCGUUCUCACCCAUGCCUGCAGUCACUGCAAGCAAUGGUCAACGACGCCUUCAGAGAGAGUGAACACAAACGAUUCCCAACCACGGCUUCUGUGAUCGCAACGCUGGGCACGCAUGGACGGUGCAGUGUUAUUUUCCGUGAUGAGGACACUGCUUUGAUUAGUCCUGUAGCUACCGCGAUGGUUAAAUAUUAUAACCCCAGUGCGGGUCUACCAAGUCAGACAGCAGGCGGAGAGCCGAGCCAUGGCACCCCUACCCAUGACUCGCAGCCUGGCUAUGACAAGGAACCUGUACACCUCUUAUCGAUUCAAGACUGGGAGCCAGCAGCAGUUGCAGUUUUACCUGGUGAUUCCACGCUGCAAAAGUUAGGCCUAGCAAUCCACAGUGUGGCACGGCUGGAGCAGGAUCUAUUGUCGCGAUGGAAACAAGCAACCAAAGAGCGAGCCUUAUCGGAUACCAGGGAUGGGCCAUAUGGUUUCGGACAUAAUACCAAAGUGACAUCAUUAAAAUUCUGGAUCAGAGCAAAGGAGAGCCAUGCGCCAUACUGGGAGAGAAGGGGGUACAGGUUCGUCCACUCAAAAGUGUAUCCAAAGGGCGUUUGGGGGUCAGAAAAAGAACUUAGAGUCGUCACAUUAAACAAAGAUAUUCCAAUACUAGAAAUAUAA
Messenger RNA from Ophidiomyces ophidiicola, 729 nucleotides. RefSeq lists its product as uncharacterized. The record is from RefSeq and is a predicted model, not a curated record. The transcript has 2 exons. The coding region runs from base 1 to 729 and encodes 242 amino acids. NCBI's taxonomy places the organism in Eukaryota, Fungi, Ascomycota, Eurotiomycetes, Onygenales, Onygenaceae.